CAGCAGCAGCAGCAGCAUCAGCAGCAGCAGCAGCGGCGGCGGCGCUUUUCCCUGUUGGUGUGGCUGACCCUGUGCCCCUGAGUUGCCAUGGCGACCUUUCCUGAGUACAUCGCUCAGAAUGAGGAGCGUGACGGCGUGCGCUUCAGCUGGAACGUUUGGCCGUCCAGCCGUCUGGAGGCUACACGGAUGGUGGUUCCCGUGGCGUCGUUGUUCACGCCACUGAAGGAGAGACCGGAUCUGCCGCCCAUCCAGUACGAACCGGUUCUGUGCAGUCGCGCCACCUGCCGCGCCGUUCUCAACCCGCUCUGUCAGGUGGACUACAGAGCUAAACUGUGGGCGUGUAACUUCUGUUACCAGAGAAACCAGUUUCCUCCGUCCUACGCUGGAAUCUCUGAGGUAAACCAGCCUGCUGAGCUGCUUCCUCAGUUCUCUACUAUCGAGUAUGUGGUCCAGAGAGGUCCUCAGAUGCCACUGGUCUUCCUGUAUGUGGUGGACACCUGUAUGGAGGAUGAAGACCUGCAGGCAUUGAAGGAGUCUCUGCAGAUGUCUCUGUCUCUGGUGCCGCCCACUGCGCUCGUCGGACUCAUCACCUUUGGUCGCAUGGUGCAGGUCCACGAGCUCGGCUGUGAGGGAAUCUCCAAGAGCUACGUGUUCAGAGGAACCAAAGACCUGAAUGCCAAACAGCUGCAGGAGAUGCUUGGUUUGACCAAACCUUCAGCUAAUCAGGGACGAGGACCUCAAAGUGUCCAACAGCCUCUGUCCAAUAGGUUCCUGCAGCCACUGCAGAAGAUUGACAUGAACCUGACUGAACUGUUGGGGGAGCUGCAGCGUGAUCCGUGGCCUGUCACUCAGGGGAAGAGACCGCUGCGCUCUCUGGGCGUGGCCAUGUCCAUCGCUGUCGGCCUGCUGGAGUGCACGUUUGCGAACACGGGCGCUCGGAUCAUGGCGUUCCUCGGCGGCCCGGCGACGCAGGGUCCUGGGAUGGUGGUGGGAGAUGAGCUGAAGACGCCCAUCAGGUCAUGGCACGACAUCGAGAAGGACAACGCCAAGUUCAUGAAGAAAGCCACCAAGCAUUACGAGUCUCUGGCUAACAGAGCGUCCAGUAACGGUCACGUCAUCGACUUGUACGCCUGCGCUCUGGAUCAGACGGGUCUGCUGGAGAUGAAGUGCUGCGCUAACUACACUGGGGGCUACGUGGUGAUGGCGGACUCGUUCAACACGUCUCUGUUCAAACAAACCUUCCAGAGAGUUUUCAACAAAGACGUCCAGGGCUCCUUUAAAAUGGCGUUUGCCGCCACGCUGGAGGUCAAGACGUCCAGAGAAAUCAAAGUGUCUGGAGCCAUCGGACCGUGUGUGUCUCUGAACGCUAAAGGACCGUGUGUGUCUGAAAACGAGAUCGGGACUGGAGGAACGUGUCAGUGGAAGAUCUGCGCUUUAGAUCCCAGCUCCACGCUGGCGCUCUACUUCGAGGUCGUCAACCAGCACAACGCUCCGAUCCCUCAGGGUGGUCGUGGAGCGAUCCAGUUUGUGACUCAGUACCAGCACUCGUCAGGACAGAAGCGAAUCAGAGUGACCACCACGGCCAGGAACUGGGCAGACGCUCAGACUCAGAUCCAGAACAUCGCGGCGUCCUUCGACCAGGAGGCGGCAGCCAUCUUGAUGGCGAGGCUGGCGGUUUACCGCGCCGAGACGGAGGAGGGGCCGGACGUCCUGAGGUGGUUGGACAGACAGCUGAUCAGACUGUGUCAGAAGUUUGGAGAUUACCACAAAGAUGAUCCAAACUCCUUCAGGUUCUCAGAGACCUUCUCUCUCUACCCUCAGUUCAUGUUCCACCUGCGACGCUCGCCGUUCCUGCAGGUGUUCAACAACAGUCCUGACGAGAGCUCGUAUUACAGACACCAGUUCAACCGUCAGGACCUGACGCAGGCGCUCAUCAUGGUGCAGCCGCUGCUCUACGCCUACUCCUUCAACGGCCCACCAGAGCCUGUCCUGUUGGACAGCAGCAGCAUUCUUCCAGACAGAAUCCUCCUGAUGGACACGUUCUUCCAGAUCCUCAUCUACCAUGGAGAGACGGUGGCUCAGUGGAGAAAGGCUGGUUACCAGGAAAUGUCUGAGUAUGAAAACUUCAAACACCUUCUUCAGGCUCCAGACGACGCCAGGAGCUGCUGCACACCGUUCCCUAUGCCACGACAUGACGACACAGAGCACGGAGGCAGCCAGGCUCGGUUCCUGCUCUCUAAAGUGAAUCCGUCUCAGACUCAUAACAACAUGUUCUCCUGGGGUCAGGAGUCUGGAGCUCCGAUCCUCACCGAUGACGUCAGUCUCCAGGUUUUCAUGGAUCACCUGAAGAAACUGGCUGUGUCCAGCGCUGCAUGACCUCUGACCUGAUGACAUGACCUCUGACCUUUGACCUGUCUACAUUAUGUUUACCGUGUUGCUGCCUGAGUUACUGACUCCGCCCCUUGCUCUCUGUCUCUUAGUAACACUUGUGUGUGAGCAUGAUCAGGAAGUGACGUCACAUGUUCCUGCUCAUGACGCCGCAGACGACACUAAAGUUUUUUUUCUGGUUUCUAAUAAAAGUCUCAUAAAAAAAGAGAAA
Solea senegalensis (Senegalese sole) is the source of this 2599-nucleotide messenger RNA. It is a transcript of the gene sec23a, whose product is annotated as Sec23 homolog A, coat complex II component. The record is from RefSeq and is a predicted model, not a curated record. The transcript is spliced from 21 exons. The coding region runs from base 88 to 2376 and encodes 762 amino acids. Gene Ontology annotation, molecular function: GTPase activator activity; zinc ion binding. Gene Ontology annotation, cellular component: COPII vesicle coat; endoplasmic reticulum exit site. Gene Ontology annotation, biological process: COPII-coated vesicle cargo loading; COPII-coated vesicle budding; endoplasmic reticulum to Golgi vesicle-mediated transport. Lineage: Eukaryota; Metazoa; Chordata; Actinopteri; Pleuronectiformes; Soleidae.